Symbiodinium sp. CCMP2592 is the source of this 180-nucleotide messenger RNA. Lineage: Eukaryota; Dinophyceae; Suessiales; Symbiodiniaceae. The record is from the annotation of a GenBank genome assembly.
AUGGUCCCAGUGUCUGCCUCCACCAACCGGACGGACCAUGCAGCGAGAUGGCAGACCCAUGCCAUGAAGGAGCUUUGCGAUAAUAUUAUACGACCCUAUGACGAUGAGAUCAAGGACGUUUUCCUGAAGCACCUCAAAAACAAGAAGUCAAAGGCCAGAAGAUUCCAGAAGCCAUGCUAG